AAAAAAACGGGGUAUGGUUUGAUCUUCAACACACACUCGUACAUUUUGCUGCAGCAAAGACGUUUCGUGGGUUUGUCAAACUUCUGAGCGUUUGUGUUGCUAAAAAACAUCAAAGCCAGGGAAAGAGGUUGGAACACCGUCCGAUUUUUUAUUGGAUUACACGUCAUUGUUCCGUUUGACAACUUCGGUAUAGAAACAGAUAAACUUGUAUUAAGUUUGGUUUCUAGACUUCCUUACAAGGCACACGUUUUGUGCCACACAAGGCGCAAAUUGCAGUUUUUCAAUCAGUGAAAGCCUCUUUGUGCUUUGCGAGCUCAUACACCAAUAGGGAACCCUGCCCCAUCUCUCUUCCACAAUCAUAGGCAUCACUUUGAUUAGGGAACAGGGAAUCUCUGAUUUAAUUAUUAAGUGCACUUCGCACCCUUCCAUUAAGCCCCGCGUGGGUUAUCAGAUAACAGGUUCGUGGAGAAGAUAAGAUCAAUGACCUGAGCGACGACUCUUCGGGAUCCACUGUCCCAAACCCACCAGCAGAUAGAGGACCCCUGAGUGUAACGAGGCUAACGGACUGGGGAAAGGUAAUGCAGCUAUGCCAAACUUGAUGUUGGACUGAGGGAAUUUACUACACACAUACAACCACUGAGAAAGAAACCUGUCUACAAAUCAGAUUUUACACCCUUGGUAAAAAAAAAAAAUUAACCUAUCUCUGAGGUGACAAAAGGGGAAUAAUGGUGAUUUUGCGCCGGGCUCGGCCGCCUGCUUCCGCCCCGACCAGCAAUGAAUCUUGACUCGCUCUCGCUGGCCUUGUCUCAAAUCAGCUACCUGGUGGACAAUUUAACUAAGAAAAACUACAGAGCCAGCCAGCAGGAAAUACAGCAUAUUGUGAAUCGACACGGCCCCGAGGCAGACAGGCAUCUACUACGCUGUCUAUUCUCGCAUGUGGAUUUCAGUGGCGAUGGUAAAAGCAGUGGCAAAGAUUUUCAUCAGACACAGUUUCUGAUCCAGGAGUGCGCGUCGCUCAUCACCAAGCCGAACUUUAUCUCGACGCUUUGCUACGCCAUUGACAACCCCUUACACUAUCAAAAGAGUUUGAAGCCCUCACCACAUUUGUUUACUCAGUUGAGUAAAGUCCUCAAACUAAGCAAGGUUCAGGAGGUUAUUUUUGGCCUUGCUUUGCUGAACUCUUCCAGCUCAGAUCUCCGAGGGUUUGCUGCCCAGUUUGUUAAACAGAAGCUCCCUGAUCUUCUGCGCUCAUACGUGGACGCAGACCUCGGGGGUAACCAAGAAGGUGGCUUCCAAGAUAUUGCAAUAGAGGUCCUGCACCUGCUCCUCUCCCAUCUCCUUUUUGGACAGAAGGGAGCCUCUGGGGUUGGACAGGAACAGAUUGACGCCUUCCUUAAGACUCUGUGCAGAGAUUUUCCGCAGGAGCGCUGUCCUGUGGUGCUCGCACCACUUCUUUACCCUGAAAAACGGGACGUUCUGAUGGACAGGAUCCUACCAGAUUCUGGAGGGAUUGCAAAGACAAUGAUGGAGAGUUCGCUUGCAGAAUUUAUGCAAGAAGUUGGCUAUGGCUUUUGUGCAAGUCUUGAAGAAUGCCGUGCUAUAAUCGUGCAGUAUGGGGUCCGGGAGGUUACAGCCAGCCAGGUGGCCAGGGUCCUGGGGAUGAUGGCUCGCACACACACAGCAUUAUCUGACGGUAUUCCUUUACAGUCUAUAUCUGCUCCUGGCAGUGGAAUCUGGAGUGAUGGCAAGGAUAAGAGUGAUGGGUCUCAGGUUCACACUUGGAAUGUGGAAGUUUUAAUCGAUGUCGUCAAAGAAGUGAACCCCAAUUUAAACUUCAAAGAAGUAACUUAUGAGCUGGAUCAUCCGGGGUUCAUUAUUCGAGACAGUAAAGGUCUGCAGGUUGUCGUAUAUGGCAUCCAGAGGGGCUUGGGAAUGGAAGUGUUUCCUGUCGAUCUUAUCUAUAGGCCUUGGAAACAUGCAGAGGGCCAGUUAUCAUUUAUUCAGCAUUCCUUAAUGAACCCGGAUAUCUUCUGUUUUGCUGAUUACCCCUGUCACAAUGUUGCUAUUGACAUACUGAAGGCUCCCCCUGAGGAUGAUAACCGUGAGAUUGCAACUUGGAAAAGUCUGGACCUUGUUGAAAGCUUGCUACGUCUGUCAGAAGUGGGACAGUAUGAGCAAGUGAAGCAGCUCUUCAACUUCCCCAUCAAGCACUGCCCUGACAUGCUGGUACUGGCCUUGCUACAGAUCAGCACCUCCUGGCAUACACUUCGCCAUGAACUUAUCUCCACCUUGAUGCCAAUCUUCUUGGGCAAUCACCCCAACUCUGCCAUUAUUUUGCACUACGCAUGGCACGGACAGGGACAAUCCCCCUCCAUCCGUCAGCUUAUCAUGCACUCGAUGGCAGAGUGGUACAUGAGAGGGGAGCAGUAUGAUCAGGCCAAACUCUCCCGCAUUCUGGACGUGGCUCAGGACUUGAAGUCUCUAUCGAUGCUGCUAAAUGGUACUCCAUUCGCCUUUGUUAUUGACCUUGCUGCACUUGCCUCUCGCCGAGAAUACCUCAAACUUGACAAAUGGCUGACUGACAAAAUAAGAGAGCAUGGGGAACCUUUCAUUCAGGCUUGUGUGACAUUCUUAAAAAGGCGUUGCCCUUCUAUUAUGGGAGGCCUGGCUCCAGAGAAGGAUCAACCUAAAAGUGCACAGCUCCCCCCUGAAACACUGGCUACCAUGCUGGCAUGUCUACAGUCCUGUGCAGGGAGUGUGUCCCAGGAGUUGUCAGAGACCAUCCUGACCAUGGUAGCAAACUGUAGCAAUGUCAUGAACAAAGCUCGACAGCCACCACCGGGUGUAAUGCCAAAGGGGCGUGCUCCCAGCACAAGCAGCUUGGAUGCUAUUUCCCCUGUACAGGUAUCGGUCUCCAUUUCCCCUCUUCAGAUUGACCCUCUGUCUGCCAUGGGUUCACUGACUAUAGGAGGAUCUGCAGCAUCUCACACACAGAGCAUGCAAGGAUUUCCAAAUCUGAGUUCAGCUUUCAGCAACCCGCAGUCUCCAGCAAAGGCUUUUCCAGCCCUUACUAACCCAAGUCAGAGUACACCAUUUGGUGGGAUUGGUGGCCUUUCUUCACAGCUUCCAGGUUCUUUAGGUGCUGGCACUUUGACAGGCAUAGGGACUGGAGGAAUAGGAUUGCCAGCAGUGAACAGUGAUCCUUUUGGACAGAGGAAGAUGAGUGCCUCGGGGUUAAACCCUCCCACCUUCCAGCAGAGUAAGAUGAGGCCUUCUGACCUUUCUCAGGUGUGGCCUGAAGCAAACCAGCACUUUAGCAAAGAGAUUGAUGAUGAGGCCAAUAGUUACUUCCAGCGUAUUUACAACCAUCCACCACACCCUACUAUGUCAGUUGAUGAGGUGCUAGAGAUGCUUCAGAGGUUUAAGGAUUCCAAUAUUAAACGGGAACGUGAGGUGUUCAACUGUAUGCUGCGAAACCUGUUUGAAGAAUACCGCUUCUUCCCUCAGUACCCUGACAAGGAGUUGCACAUAACAGCCUGCCUCUUUGGUGGAAUCAUUGAGAAAGGACUGGUCACCUAUAUGGCUCUGGGGCUGGCCUUGCGCUAUGUUCUUGAAGCUUUAAGAAAAUCUUUUGGAUCUAAAAUGUAUUACUUUGGAAUUGCUGCUCUCGACAGGUUUAAAAAUAGACUGAAGGACUAUCCCCAGUAUUGUCAGCACUUGGCUUCCAUUGCUCACUUUCUGCAGUUCCCUCAUCAUUUACAGGAGUAUAUAGAGUACGGGCAACAGUCGCGAGACCCUCCUGUGAAGAUGCAGGGAUCUAUCACCACACCAGGCAGCCUUGCUCUUGCACAAGCUCAGGCCCAAGCACAGGUUCCCCCAAAAGCUCCCAUCCCAGGACAGGUUAGCACUAUGGUAACUACAUCUACCACAACCACUGUUGCCAAAACCACUACCAUUACCCGCCCCACUGGAGUCAGCUUCAAGAAGGAUGUGCCAGUGAGUAUCGGUAACGCACGGGAAAUUGCGCCCUCUAUAAACACAACCAAUAUUGACACACUGUUGGUGGCAACAGACCAAACAGAGAGGAUAGUGGAACCUCCUGAAAAUGUCCAAGAGAAGAUCGCUUUCAUCUUUAACAAUCUGUCACAGUCCAAUAUGACCCAGAAGGUUGAAGAGCUGAAAGAGACUGUAAAAGAAGAGUUUAUGCCUUGGGUGUCGCAGUACCUUGUAAUGAAGAGAGUCAGUAUAGAGCCUAAUUUCCAUAGUCUUUACUCCAAUUUCCUGGAUACACUAAAAAACCCUGAAUUUGUGAAAAUGGUCCUGAAUGAGACAUACAGAAACAUUAAGGUGCUGCUGACUUCAGAUAAGGCAGCAGCAAACUUCUCUGAUAGAUCCCUUUUGAAGAAUCUGGGACACUGGCUUGGCAUGAUCACUCUGGCAAAAAACAAGCCCAUCCUGUAUACAGAUUUGGAAUUAAAAUCCUUGUUGCUGGAAGCCUAUGUUAAGGGACAACAAGAGCUUCUGUAUGUGGUCCCAUUUGUUGCCAAAGUCUUGGAAUCCAGUGUUAGGAGCAUGAUUUUCAGACCACAGAACCCUUGGACAAUGGCCAUCAUGAAUGUAUUGGCAGAACUUCAUCAGGAGCAUGAUUUGAAGCUUAACUUGAAGUUUGAGAUUGAGGUGCUGUGCAAGAAUCUGUCUCUGGACAUCAAUGACCUAAAGCCUGGAAACCUAUUGAAGGACAAAGAAAAACUGAAGAACCUAGAAGAGCAGCUAUCUGCACCAAAGAAAGAAGCCAAACCACCCGAGGAAAUGCUGCCUAUUGUUACAACUGGAGACUUUCUCCCCUUUGCAGCUGCUCCAUCUACUCCUGCCACAACAACAACCUGCACAGCUACUGGUCCACCCACACCUCAGUUCAGUUAUCAUGACAUUAAUGUCUAUGCUCUGGCAGGAUUAGCUCCUCACAUUAAUUAUCCUAAUAUCCCAUUGCUGCAGGCCCACCCCCAGCUGAAACAGUGUGUGAGGCAGGCAAUAGAAAGGGCUGUGCAGGAACUUGUCCAUCCUGUAGUUGACAGAUCCAUCAAGAUUGCCAUGACAACAUGUGAACAGAUUGUCAGGAAGGACUUUGCCUUGGACUCGGAGGAGUCCCGCAUGCGUGUAGCUGCCCACCACAUGAUGAGAAACCUGACAGCAGGCAUGGCCAUGAUCACCUGCAGGGAGCCUCUGCUGAUGAGCAUUGCCACCAACUUGAAGAACAGUUUUACAGCUGCCCUCAGGGCUCCAACACCACAGCAGAGGGAAAUGAUGGAACAAGCAGCUGCACAGAUAGCCCAAGACAACUGUGAACUGGCAUGCUGCUUCAUACAGAAAACCGCAGUUGAGAAAGCAGGUCCAGAGAUGGACAAGAGGCUGGCCACUGAGUUUGAACUGCGGAAGCAUGCCAGACAAGAGGGACGUCGCUACUGUGACCCAGUUGUACUGACAUACCAGGCAGAAAGGAUGCCAGAACAAAUCCGGCUGAAGGUUGGAGGUGUGGACCCUAAACAGCUGGCUGUUUACGAGGAGUUUGCCCGCAACGUUCCUGGAUUUCUUCCCAGCAAUGACUUGUCUCAACCCACUGGUUUCCUUGCUCAACCCAUGAAGCAGCAAGCCUGGGCAGCUGAUGAUGUCGCCCAGAUCUAUGACAAAUGUAUCGCUGACCUUGAGCAGCACUUGCAUGCGAUCCCCCCUGCCUUGGCAAUGAACCCACAGACACAGGCUCUGCGAAGCCUUCUGGAGUCCGUGGUGGUGGCCCGAAACUCGAGAGAUGCCAUUGCCGCGCUUGGCUUACUGCAGAAGGCUGUGGAAGGUUUGCUUGAUGCCACAAGUGGUGCCGAUGCAGAUCUCCUGCUCCGUUACCGUGAAUGCCACCUCCUGGUCCUCAAGGCUCUCCAGGAUGGCCGAGCUUACGGUCCGCAGUGGUGCAACAAGCAGAUCACCAGGUGUCUGAUUGAAUGCCGUGACGAGUACAAGUACAAUGUAGAAGCUGUGGAGCUCCUGAUAAGAAAUCACUUGGUCAACAUGCAGCAGUAUGACCUGCAUCUAGCACAGUCGAUGGAGAACGGCUUGCAUUACAUGGCCGUGGCCUUUGCGAUGCAGCUGGUGAAGUUGCUGCUGGUGGAUGAGCGCAGUGUGAGCCACAUCACAGAAGCAGACCUGUUCCACACCAUUGAGACCCUCAUGAGAACCAGUGCCCACUCGAGGGCAAAUGCCCCGGAGGGUUUACCACAACUGAUGGAAGUUGUCCGAUCAAACUACGAAGCAAUGAUAGACCGAGCUCAUGGAGGCCCCAACUUUAUGAUGCACUCUGGAAUAUCGCAGGCCUCCGAGUAUGAUGACCCUCCUGGCCUGAGGGAGAAGGCAGAAUACCUGCUGAGGGAAUGGGUCAAUCUUUACCACUCAGCGGCUGCUGGCCGGGACAGCACCAAGGCCUUUUCUGCUUUUGUAGGACAAAUGCACCAACAGGGGAUCCUGAAGACUGAUGACCUGAUAACCCGAUUUUUCCGUCUGUGCACAGAGAUGUGUGUGGAGAUCAGUUACCGUGCACAAGCCGAGCAGCAACACAACCCAGCUGCUAGUGCUGCAAUCAUUCGUGCCAAGUGUUAUCACAACCUUGAUGCUUUUGUCAGGCUCAUUGCACUUCUUGUUAAACAUUCUGGGGAGGCUACCAACACAGUCACCAAGAUUAACUUACUGAACAAGGUUCUUGGUAUUGUGGUUGGAGUCCUCAUUCAGGACCAUGAUGUCCGUCAGACUGAGUUUCAGCAGUUACCUUACCACCGCAUCUUCAUCAUGUUGCUGUUGGAAUUGAAUGCACCAGAACACGUGUUGGAAACCAUUAACUUCCAGACAUUAACUGCUUUCUGCAACACGUUCCAUAUUCUGAGGCCCACCAAAGCUCCUGGGUUUGUCUAUGCUUGGCUAGAACUUAUAUCUCACCGCAUAUUCAUUGCAAGGAUGUUGGCGCACACACCACAACAGAAGGGUUGGCCAAUGUAUGCCCAGUUGCUCAUCGACCUGUUCAAGUAUCUGGCACCCUUUUUAAGGAAUGUUGAGCUCAACAAGCCUAUGCAAAUUCUUUACAAGGGUACUCUGCGUGUGCUGCUGGUGCUCCUUCAUGAUUUUCCAGAGUUUCUCUGUGAUUAUCAUUAUGGUUUCUGUGAUGUUAUCCCACCCAACUGCAUCCAGUUACGGAACUUGAUCCUCAGUGCUUUCCCUCGCAACAUGAGGCUUCCUGACCCAUUUACUCCGAAUCUGAAGGUUGAUAUGCUCAGUGAGAUUAAUAUUGCUCCCCGUAUUCUCACUAACUUCACUGGAGUGAUGCCAUCUCAGUUCAAGAAGGAUUUGGACUCCUACCUGAAGACUCGCUCCCCUGUCACUUUUUUGUCAGAGCUCCGCAGCAACCUGCAGGUCUCAAAUGAGCCAGGUAAUCGGUACAACAUUCAGCUUAUAAAUGCAUUGGUGCUGUAUGUGGGAACUCAAGCGAUCGCUCACAUUCACAACAAAGGUAGCACACCAUCUAUGAGCACCAUCACCCACUCGGCCCAUAUGGACAUCUUCCAAAACUUGGCUGUGGACCUGGACACUGAGGGACGGUACCUGUUCCUCAAUGCGAUUGCCAAUCAGUUGCGGUAUCCUAACAGCCACACUCACUACUUCAGCUGCACCAUGCUUUACCUGUUUGCAGAAGCGAACACUGAAGCAAUACAGGAGCAGAUUACCAGGGUUCUGCUGGAGAGGUUGAUUGUGAACAGGCCACACCCAUGGGGUCUGCUUAUAACUUUCAUCGAACUCAUCAAAAAUCCAGCCUUCAAGUUCUGGAACCAUGAUUUUGUCCACUGUGCACCAGAGAUCGAAAAGUUGUUCCAGUCGGUGGCUCAGUGUUGUAUGGGGCAGAAGCAAGCACAGCAAGUGAUGGAAGGCACUGGUGCCAGUUAGGCAGGCAGGAAUUGCACCAACAACCUGGGACACCUCCCAAAGCUUUUCACUCUCAACCUGAAAAUGACAACGGGCAGCACAGGACUGGACACAGGACAUCGGACAGACUCUAUGCUAUUGGUUCUUGUGGACUUCUUGAUUUUUGGCCAAAAAAAAAACUUUGGAUAAGAAUCUAUGUAAACUAUGAAAAGGAUGUGUAAGACAUGCUGUGAAUAUAAUUUUGAACUUUAAUGUAAAUAAAAAGGGAGAUGCGUCUUUCAAAAUGACUAGAGCGCAGAAAGUGUAAAAUUGAUGUCUGGUACCAGUACCAUUUAAAAAUAAACAAAAGGCAGCUGCUGAAACAAAGUUCUAAUCCAGCCUUUUCACCCCAGGAUCAGCCUCCUGUCUUUCCUCAUACUUUUGAAGAGGGUUGUAACCCAUGAUUUUUUUUUUGUUGUUGUUGAGGCUUAGUGGAAUGGCAAAAUAAUUGGCCCAACUUUUUUUAUCUUAAUUUUGGGGGGAGGUGUAUAAAAGGGGGGACAGGGAAGCAGCCCGUUUGAUUCCUAAGGUUUAGUCCAGACUUAUUCCGAGGGGAUGGGUUGUGUAAUUUUAAACAUGGAUUUAAAGGUUCUCCCUAAAGCUUGUACAAUUGUGGAAUACAGAAAUUUCAGACUGGUAAAGAAUCUGUUAAGUUUGUAUAAAGAUCAAAAACAAAACAAAAAAGGACCAAUACAGCCCAUUUUGUAAGGAUUUUGAAUGUUUUGUAAAUGUAUUGGUCCAGGUGUUGUAUUUUGUAGUACUUUAUAGUUUUGCCUUUAGUUCUGCCACUUAUUUCCUGUAUGUAUGCAUACUGUAGUUACUGCAUUAAAAAUCAUAAACAGCA
Lepisosteus oculatus (spotted gar) is the source of this 8839-nucleotide messenger RNA. It is a transcript of the gene cnot1, whose product is annotated as CCR4-NOT transcription complex, subunit 1. Gene Ontology annotation, biological process: negative regulation of translation; nuclear-transcribed mRNA catabolic process, deadenylation-dependent decay. The record is from RefSeq and is a predicted model, not a curated record. NCBI's taxonomy places the organism in Eukaryota, Metazoa, Chordata, Actinopteri, Semionotiformes, Lepisosteidae. Gene Ontology annotation, cellular component: CCR4-NOT core complex; P-body. Gene Ontology annotation, molecular function: molecular adaptor activity.